Microthlaspi erraticum is the source of this 516-nucleotide messenger RNA. The record is from the annotation of a GenBank genome assembly. NCBI's taxonomy places the organism in Eukaryota, Viridiplantae, Streptophyta, Magnoliopsida, Brassicales, Brassicaceae.
AUGUCUCCGAGUAACUCAUCAUCACUUGUUCUAAUCACUUUGAUGUUGGCCACGUCGUGCCUAGUCUCCGAGAGCCGGAUCGCAAGAAAAGACUUGGGUUUGGACCUUGGCGGGAUAGGGAUAGGGAUCGGUACUGGCAUCGGCAUAGGUCUCGGUGGUGGUGGAUCCGGAUCCGGAGCUGGUGCCGGGUCAGGAUCCGGAGGAGGAGGAGGGUCAAGCUCUUCAUCCUCAUCUAGCUCCAGCAGUUCUUCUUCCAGUUCUGGUGGUGAUGGAGGUGACGCGGGAUCAGAAGCUGGAUCAUACGCGGGGUCACGUGCCGGGUCUGGUUCGGGUGGACGUUCAGGUUCAGGCCGUGGAAGAGGAGGUGGAGGAGGAGGGGGUCGUGGUGGAGGAGGUGGAGGAGGAGGAGGUCAGGGUGGAGGAGGGGGUCAGGGUGAAGGAGGUGGAUCCGGUAGCGGAGGAGGGUACGGUGAGGGCGGUGGAUAUGGAGGAGGAUACGGUGGUGGCAACGACUGA